Symbiodinium pilosum is the source of this 1026-nucleotide messenger RNA. The record is from the annotation of a GenBank genome assembly. NCBI's taxonomy places the organism in Eukaryota, Dinophyceae, Suessiales, Symbiodiniaceae.
AUGGCAGCUGAGUCUUUCCGCGCAUGUUGGAUUGAGAAAGAUGGCGCCAGCCUACAGAUGGAGCUGAAACAGGUCCCCUUUGAAGAGCUUGCCACUGGUGAGGAAUAUGUCAGGGUGAAGGUUGAUUACUCUGGCGUAAAUUACAAGGAUGGCAUGGCGAUCUGCGGCAUAUAUGGUGUGGUGGAGACUCUUCCCCUCAUCACUGGCAUUGAUUUUGCGGGAACCGUGGAUGAGACGAAAGCAGGUUUCAAGAAAGGAGACCGUGUCAUCAUGACAGGCUAUGAGAUGGGUCAGAAAUUUCAUGGUGGUCAUGCCGAGUAUGCAUCUGUCAAAGCAGCUUGGUUGGUGCCAUUGCCGGAGGGCCUGUCACCGAUAGAUGCAAUGACCAUCGGUACGGCAGGUUUCACAGCUGCCUUGUGCAUCAAGGCCCUGGAAGACAGCGGUUUCGACAAAUCGAAGCCAAUCCUGGUCACUGGUGCGGAUGGUGGUGUAGGGAGCGUCGCAGUGUAUCUGUUGGCGCAGAAAGGCGCUACUGAGAUUGUUCCUGCCUUGAGCACCGACAGCAAGGCCUUAGAUGAGCAAAGGUGGGGUGGGGCCAUUGAUGUAGUUGGUGGUCCGACGAUUCCAACCAUCUGCUCCCAAAUGGCCUACGGCUGUACACUUGCCACCUGCGGAGUGGCUGGAGGGCCUGCAAUCAAGACCACUGUCUACCCCUUCAUCAUCCGAGGUGUGAAGCUUUAUGGCGUCGACUCCGUCUUUGCCUCGACUGAGGAUCGCAAGCUCGCAUGGUCCGACCUGGCGAAAGUUCCGCCAGAGGUCUGGCGAGAAAUGCGCAAGGAGGUUGCACUUGAUGACCUGCAGGAGGUGGCAACGCAGAUCCUGGCGGGUAAAAUUCGUGGCCGUGUGGUUGUGAACCUUGCGUUGAAGGGCCCUCAGCUGGCAAAGGCCGAGGUCGAGCAAGAAGAUGUCGAGGCACUGAAGCAGCAGUGCCUGUCCUUGCGCAAGUCCCUCACCGCAACAUCGAAG